AUGGAGACCGUUCCAGAGACCGACGAUAUGGUUCAGACCUUCUGUAUCGGCCAACAUGAAACCAACCGCUUGGUUCCUGUAACACCACAAGCUGUUCAAAGCGCACACAGAAGCAAUUAUGAUAUGUUGACCACUCCCAUAACGACUUCGCACUUCCAUUCCCAAGUGCUUGCUCUACUCUCCUCACAUCUGUCUUCAUCGGAAAUACCAUAUCGGGACGCAGUUGGCACACUCAACAACUCUCGCAAUACCAAAGUUCUCACGGUGCCUCCUUUGUCGGCCGUGGAUACGACUCUUACCCCAAACGACUUAAUUAGCCAAGUAGUUGGCAUCACCAGUUCCUGGAUUGAUCUGUGCUCACCAGAUCCUUUGAUCGCAGAUGUUUCUCGCCAGAUAUUGAUGCUAGAGGUUGCCUAUGCAGCAUUUUGUGGUAUUAACUAUUUGAUUAUUCCCGGUCCUAGGCUCCAUCAUGGGGGGCUUCAUUCCGAAGGUCUCAUGUACUAUUCUAGGGCUGUACAAGAAGCCUUGAGUGUUGCCCCCUAUAUUCAGAUCCACAUCUGGUUGAGGAUGGUGGACAAUCCAGAGGCAGAGGUAACAGCCAUGGGCGAGCUUGCUCCGUUCGCUAGGGAAGAUUUUUCAGUGUCUGACAACGAUGUGCCUGGGAAGAUUGACCUUUUUGGGACUUGGGAUGCAUGGGAAAUCAUCAGAACCACCUGCAAGCAUCAUUCGAGAUUGUUUAUCGCUCUAACUCUUCCAAAACAUCUUCCGCCCAUUCAAGUGCAGACUAGGUGGUUUUCGGAGCCAGUCCACCUACUAACUAUCGAAGGGGCAAUUUUCAUUAAGAAUCAAAAAGGGUACCCAGUAUUAGCUAGAGCACAUCAAGCUCUCAUCUCUAGAUUCAUGCGUUUGCGUACGCCACCUUGGAUUUUGCUUUGCGAUGUUGGACCUGUACCUGGCUUGGAUGGCGAUGACGAAUUUCACCCAGUGAAUUCUCCUGCUGAUAGCUCGAACUUCCCUACUAUAACGCAGGCAGUUAACCAAGGAAAGAAGCAUUUCGAUCAAACCCCUCACCUAUCUUACAUGCGAAACCUUCAACAACGGCAACCUCCUCGAACUCCUAUCGAGCGUUUCGGCACAGGAUACCAAGAUUAUUUACAGGCACCCCUGCAACCAUUGACGGUCAAUCUAGAGAGCGUUACUUACGAGGUUUUUGAAAAGGAUCCAAUCAAAUAUGCAUGGUACGAGCGAGCUGUUGCAAAGGCUUUGAAUGAUUGGAUGGAGCAGAAAAAGCCAACCUCGAGCCCGGACGGCAAAGUUGUCGUCGCUGUUGUCGGAGCUGGACGUGGCCCUCUCGUAACACGCGCCUUGCGUGCCAGUGCGGAGACAGGAGUCAAAAUUGAGAUGUGGGCAGUUGAGAAAAAUCCUAAUGCCUUUGUUCUCCUCCAACGCCAUAAUGAUAGCAUCUGGAACGGGGCCGUUAACCUCGUCAAAUCAGACAUGCGCAGCUGGAAAGGCCCAUGUAGGGAAAUUAAUCACUCACAAUCAAAGGUCCCAGUGGGAGAGACCCUGGGCCUCGAUGAUGCUCUACUCUCAACGUCUCUUGAGCCAAAUCAGGCCACUGGUGAAUUCAAACACACGCCUGUCGAUAUUCUCAUAUCCGAACUGCUUGGGUCUUUUGGGGACAAUGAACUGUCUCCAGAAUGCUUGGACGGUGUGACGCACUUGUUAAACCCCGUACAUGGCAUUUCAAUCCCUUCGUCUUACUCCGCACACUUGACCCCUAUCGCUGCUCCAAAGCUGUAUGCCGACAUAUCUACGCAGAGUAUAUCUAACUCUGCUGCCCCUGAGACCCCAUACGUGGUCAUGCUCCAUGCGAUCGACUAUCUCUCAACCACUUCAUCUUCAACAGCAAACCCUGCAACCCAUAUGAGUAGUAGCAUAGGCAGCAAUAGCAACCUUGACUGCUACCCCUCCACCUGUUUUCGAGCCCCCAUACCUAUCGUCCAUACCGCAUGGUCCUUUUCGCACCACAACCCCAACAUCCCCAUUCAAUCGACAACAUCAUCGACAAUAUUCAACGAGCACAACACCCGUCAAAGCCGCCUCACGUUCCCGUGCCAGAACCGCGGCAUGUGCCAUGGCCUAGCCGGAUAUUUCGAAACAGUGCUUUACGACGAUAUUGAACUGUCUACCAAUCCGGUAACAAUGGAGAAUAAGAGCGAUGGCAUGAUUAGCUGGUUCCCGAUAUACUUUCCAUUGAAAACUCCGCUGUACAUCCCCGACAACGGCGAAAUCGUCGUCACCAUGUUCCGGCAAACCGACAACCGGAAGGUAUGGUAUGAAUGGAUGGUUGAAGUAUUCCGACUCGACCGCACAGCCAAUUUCUCGGGCGGCGGCAUCUCGAGUCCUCAGCGCAGUACUACACCGGUCAUGAGCGGUGCAAGAGUAGCCUCUCCCGGGGCCGGGAAAACAGAGCGGAAGGAGAAUAAUAAUGGGUACCGACGGGUUAGGGUUGCGAUAAGUGAGAUGCAUUCGAGCAUCAAGGAGGGGUGUUUGAUGUGA
Molecule: messenger RNA, 2562 nt
Organism: Talaromyces proteolyticus
Lineage: Eukaryota; Fungi; Ascomycota; Eurotiomycetes; Eurotiales; Trichocomaceae
Product: protein methyltransferase RmtC
Exons: 5
Coding region: 1-2562 (853 amino acids)
Biological process (GO): regulation of DNA-templated transcription; peptidyl-arginine N-methylation
Cellular component (GO): nucleus; cytosol
Source: RefSeq, a predicted model, not a curated record